Molecule: messenger RNA, 2574 nt
Organism: Botrytis cinerea B05.10
Lineage: Eukaryota; Fungi; Ascomycota; Leotiomycetes; Helotiales; Sclerotiniaceae
Exons: 2
Coding region: 182-2131 (649 amino acids)
Source: RefSeq, a predicted model, not a curated record
GCGUUUCAAAUAUUUCUCAGACACUUGAGUUAUUUCCAAGGUUGCUUUGCACUAAUAAUCAUAAUAAGUAUUUACGGUACAUCGACGGCUCAUUCUUAAAAUCCCUUCGACAUUCACCUCACCGAGCCAUCCGUACUGUUGACUGUAUGCUCUGCUAUCCAGGACGUCUCAGCAAAUAACAAUGGGUAGGCCGCCGGCUGUUAUUAUUGUUGUCAGACACGGUGCGCGUCUCGAUCAAGCAGAUAAUCAAUGGUACUUAACAACUCCGACUCCAUACGAUCCGCCUCUUACAUAUGGUGGAUGGUCGCAAUCAAGAGCUCUCGGUGCUCGUAUAGCUAAUAUUCUACGAACCCGCGAGACGGACGAUGAGUUUGUUGGCCAGGAUGCUCAGAAUGGAGGUAAAAAUAGAAAGAGAAGGCACAAAGUCAUUAUACAUACCUCGCCAUUUUUGCGCUGCGUCCAGACAUCAGUUGCCAUAAGUUCUGGUCUCGCGCAGAACCCGGGCCACAAACAUCACCCUCAGCGAUCCCCUUCCACACAUUCCCAGCACAAAAGCUCGCAGAUGCACUCGUCACCCAGAGUCCGUCCAACUACAUCAACAGACUCGCCUAGACUAGCCCCACUCCUGGAGACUACAACUAUUGAGUCGGGUUCGAGCAACAAGAUUAUCGGACAAACUGAAAACAUAAGAAAAUCGAUAGUACGAGUUGAUGCAUUUCUCGGAGAAUGGCUGGCUCCGGAUUACUUCGAACAUAUCACUCCGCCUCCAAGCUCUAUUAUGAUGGUAGCCGGUGCUAAAGCCGAUCUAUUACGAAGAGAGGAUCAUACUAGCUUGAUACAUGUGCGAGACUUUUCCGCUCAAGGUUCAUCAUUUCAACCAUUUCCAGGUGGAUGGGGAAGUUCUAUCACAGCUGAGAAGAAAGAGUUCCCAUCAGUGUCGAGUUUGAGCCAUGCACUACCCAGAAGGGAUCGAACGAGCAGUCUGAGUAGCGUGGGAAGUGAUGGGAGUCGUCAAGGUUUAAAGGCCGAUGGCCAUCUGCCCACUUCUGAACACGGCAUCUAUCAACCUCCCGUUCCGAGUUAUGCAAUUUCUACAUCUGAUCCUAUACCACCUGGAUAUGCUACGCAUGCCAGAGAUGCAUGUGUUGAUGUUGAUUAUCAAUGGGAUAGCAUGCGUGAGCCCUUGAAUUGGGGAAAUGGCGGCGAAUAUGGUGAAGAAUGGCCCUCGAUGCAUAAAAGAUUCCGUAAAGGUCUCCACAGCAUGUUAGAUUGGUACAAUACCAGUGAGAAUUUUGAUAGAAUGGCAACCAAGACUCCUUGUAGUCCAGAGCCUGGAAAGAACUUUUCCAUUGACGAAGAUCAGGAAGAUGAAGAUACGGAUUUGGUUCUUAUCCUAGUCACUCAUGGCGCUGGAUGCAAUGCCCUCAUUGGUGCCUUGACUAACCAGCCUCUCUUGAUGGAUGUCGGAAUGGCAUCAUUAACUAUGGCCGUCCGAAAACCUGCUUCCGAAGCGACCCCCGUUUCAUCUCCCAUUGCAACAUCUAAAGCACAUUCUCGUACAAACUCGAGAAAUUCAUUAAUCGCAAACGAAUAUGAUAUAAAAUUAUUAGCAAAUACAGAGCACCUUCGAUCUACUACAAAUAGUACUGUCUCUUCCCGCAAUCCUUCUAUCGCAAAUCUGUCUACCUUCCGCGAACGUCAACCUACAGAUCCAAAUCGUUCCACAACUAUAAACUCCAGUCUGGGUAGUAUUAGAAGAACAGCAAGCAUAGCAAGUUCUCAGCCUCGCACGUUGACACCGGCCAGACAAUCAUCCAUUGGGCUUUGGAGCGCUACUCCUCCGCUUAGGGAAUCCAUCGAUGAGAAUGAUGACACGGAUGGUGAUAGCAUGAUAUUGAAUUUCGGAGAUGAUGGAACAAACGCGAAAUUACCAGUCUCAUCGACAUCGGCCAUCGAAGAAGAUAAUAAAGCAGCCGUGGUAAACCAAGAGUUAGAGAUAAGUGCGGUAGAGGAAGAUGAAGUUGCUCCCUUGGGAUUAUGGGGUUCACCAAGACUACAAGCAAGCUCGGGACCAGCUGUAGAUCCAGGACAUGCGCCAAAGAGAAGGUGGACGGUUAAUGAAAGAGCAUGAUUGUUCACUGACAUCAAGGAAUGAGGCGAUUUAAUUUGCAAAUGGGGAAUUGACUACAUCAAAGUAUGGAUGGACAGCUCUUGCGCCUAGGCUAGGAUAGGGUAGGAUAUGGUAUGAUAGGGUGGGGUAGGGUAUGAAUUGAUGGAUGGAGGGAAGAAUAGAUUUUUGUGGGCUUUAGUCAGUUGAUCAUUUUCAUUGGAGCGUGGCGUGGGCGUACGGUGUUCAAUAAGUCUGAAUGGGACAAACCAAAAGUGUGCUCGGAUAUGAUAGCAUUAUCAGCUCAGACGAUUUUGUGUAAACAAGAGCUUGCAAGUAGUCUGAGGAAUGAUAUACUGGGAACAUCAACUGGAUGGUUCUUGGUGAUUGCAUGCCAAUUAGAAUAAGUAUCACUUGCAUGGCGUCGGACGUAGGGCUAUCUUUCUGAUCAAAUAUUAUUCCAAUCA